Molecule: messenger RNA, 2460 nt
Organism: Rhodamnia argentea
Lineage: Eukaryota; Viridiplantae; Streptophyta; Magnoliopsida; Myrtales; Myrtaceae
Exons: 1
Coding region: 652-2421 (589 amino acids)
Biological process (GO): transmembrane transport
Cellular component (GO): membrane
Molecular function (GO): transmembrane transporter activity
Source: RefSeq, a predicted model, not a curated record
GUGCACUCGCUGCACUUAGCACAGCAUACGCCUAUUUAUGAAGGUCUCGCCUUCACCGGCUUGAGUCCUACAAAUCAGUAAAGAAAAGUUUCUCGUCACUUCUUAGCCCGUAGACUUAAAAGCAUGUUUUUGUCUCUUUCUUCUUGUACUCCCUUCCAAGCGUACCUCAAAAAUGUUAUUUUGUUUGACAUAUUUUAACUAUUGUGUUAGAUGUUUGACAGAUUUUAAGUAUCGUGUUAGAUGUGACCUCUAACGAGUUGAAGAGAGUGGACAAUCCACAGAGGCUUCAGGCUUUGGCAGUACCUUUUUGGUGUUCGAACUUUUGUCCCACCGAGAUCAUCUGAUAGCUGAACAACGAAAGAGGGAUGCUUCGGACAAUCAACAACAACAAAGAGAAGACAAAGGGAUCUCUCCAGGCCUUUUGUCUACACAUAGUUUAAUUUGUUGGCCGGGAUUCAAUUGCCGGCUACAGGUAAAUUAUUCCCAAUCAACACUGGAAUGGCAACACAUUCGACUUCUUUAGUCCAAGUCUCGAUCUGCCUGCUGGAUUACUAAUCCACGUGACAUACCACUAUACCAUUAUAUAUUGAAACUGGAUUCUCCACCAAAGAGACAGGACAAUUCCCUUCCCUUGCUCUUGUCUGACAGGAGAUGCAGAGGAUGACAAUACCCGAGUCUGCAGCCAACACGAGUGAUGGCGCUGGCCGGGGACAUCCCAAGAGCUUUAUCUGGCAGGUGCUUACAGGCCCGUGGUUCAUGCUAUUCGCGACGCUCCUCAUCAUGUCCGUCAACGGAACGUCGUACAUGUUUGGCUUGUACUCCAACGGCAUCAAAUCGUACUUUGGCUAUGACCAGACAACCCUCAACUUGCUAGGCUUCUACAAGGACCUUGGUGGGAAUCUGGGUGUGGUGUCCGGGUUCAUCUAUGAGCUUGCGCCUCCAUGGGCCGUACUCUUGAUCGGGGCACUCAUGAAUUUCUCCAGCUACUUCACAGUUUCGCUUGCCAUCACCGGUGGUAUCCCGAAGCCGCCAAUAUGGCAAAUGUGUCUUUACACGUGCUUCGGUGCGAACUCUCUCUCCUUUCCCAACACCGGGGCCUUGGUCACGUGUGUCAAGAACUUCCCUGAAAACAGAGGGAUUGUCAUCGGCCUACUGAAGGGGUUCAUCGGUUUGAGCGGCGCAAUCAUCACACAAAUCUACCAUGCCUCCUUUGGCGAUGACCCGGAGAAAGUCAUUUUGCUGAUCGCGUGUCUGCCCACAGCUGUGUCCCUAGUUUUCAUCCGGGUGAUUCGCAUUACGAAAGUUUCUCAUCGAGUGAAGGAGGUUGCGAUAUUCUAUCGUCUCCUGUAUAUUGCGCUCGGGCUUGCUGGGUUUCUCACGAUUGUGAUCAUCCUACAGACUAGAAUUAAGUUCACCAGAUAUGAAUACGUCGGGAGUGCCUUAGUUGUCCUUAUGAUGCUGAUUCUGCCACUUGGUUUCAUCGUAAAUGAAGAAACCAAGGUUCGGAAAGCCGAGAUAAAAUGUUUGCCCAAUGAUCUGCCGUCGGAAGUGGUACUGGUAAAUCAACCUCCUGGCAGAACAUCGCUUCCAGAAGCCACGCCAAAUCCUCCAAGAAAAUUGGACCCACUUUCUCGCCUCGGCGACAUUUUAAGGCCACCCAAGAGAGGAGAGGACCAUUCCAUAUUGCAAGCGAUAUUCAACAUCGACAUGUUAAUAAUAAUCAUCUCAACAACCUGCGGGGUGGGAGGAAUCCUGGCCGUGAUCGACAAUCUCGGCCAAAUAGGUAGUUCCUUAGGCUAUCCACCUCGCAGUAUCGCAGCAUUUAUUUCGCUCGUGAGCAUCUGGAAUUUCCUCGGUAGAGUGUUUGCAGGUUUCUACUCAGAGUACCUUUUGACCAAGUAUAAGCUUCCCCGCCCUGCAAUGCUCGCUGCCAUACUCCUCUUCACUUGCGUCGGCCAUGGAUUACUCGCCUGCGCGGUCCCGAACUCCUUGUACAUCACCACAAUGAUAAUGGGAUUCUGCUUGGGAGUGCAGCUGCCAUUGGUGUGCACCAUCAUAUCUGAGGUAUACGGGCUCAAGCAUUUCUCUACGCUUUACAACGUCGGGUCGGUAUCGAGCCCGAUUGGGUCUUACAUUUUCAACGUGAAGGUUGCCGGCCAUUUGUAUGACAAAGAGGCGCUGAGGCAGUUGAGAGCCUCAGGGCUCACGAGGAGAGCAGGAGAUCCAUUGAGCUGCACCGGGAUAAAGUGCUAUCAGACGGCCUUCAUAAUCAUCACGGCAGCCACAUUUUUCGGUUGCCUCGUUUCGCUAGCAUUGGUGCUGAGGACGAGGAAAUUCUACAAAGGCGAUAUCUACGCGAGGUUCAGAGAAGACCGAGAAAACUCAGCAGCCACUUCCGAUGUGACUCCAGGAAGAAAUUGAACUAUUUCUUCACGGUGGUGAAGGGCAUGAGAAACGGGA